CCACUCUCAACCAUACAAGCAUCGAAUCACGUGCCAGCGGUCACACAUCGGUGCUCCACCGACACACCUCUGCAGCGACUUCGCAUCAGCUCAGCCAAGAGACCAACCACAGAGCACGACGGCUCUGCAGCCGUGAAGUCACUCACCACCACCCGUUUCACAUUUGGAUACACACUCUUGACCAACACCGGCGGUACAAACCGAAAUGGCUCGUAAGGGAUGUCGAUCUCGACGGUCCUCGCCGCAUCGAAACACAGCGAUGUGUCUCCCACCGACUGCAGUGCGUGGAGCGCGAAGGCGUCUUGAUGGUGCUGUGUGGACGGCCGCACACACUUGAUGCACAGACAAGAUGCAGUUCGGGCGAGCUGACGAAUGGCCUGAUGAGACACACACGGGUGGUUAGUGGGGACGCAUACCGACCAAUAACUCUUACUGUGUGGACGAAGGGGCGCCAAGGAAUGGGGACGUUGAGGUCGUCCAGGAACUGCAGGUGAAUGCGGUUGACGGACAGAUGGAUGGGGACAGCCCGCAGGAGGCAUCCCAGCUCGAACAGCACCUCAGGGGUGGGCGAAAAGUCACCAAUAUCGAAGGCCAGGUCAGCCAGAUUCGCCUCUUUCGCCCGCAGCGCGUCCAGGAGGAGAGCCGGCGGCAUUCUAUCAUACCGCCUCCCUCGCUCAUCCACACCAAAUGGGGUGACGAAGGUGUACACGAACAGUCGGCGUAGGUGUCUCAGGGAGGGGACGUUGCUCAGCACGAUCGCCAGUGCCCGCAUGUCGCACCAGAAGAUAUGAAUGGACUCCACUGCCUCAGUACCGGCGAGCCAUCCACUGAUCCACUCCACGUCCUUGGCCUCGCACUCAUGGAUCUUGAGGGACUUGAGAUGUGGAAGCUGCCAUCCGCCGGGGACCUCCAUGCCUCCUUUGACAAUCUCCACACCCUCCAGGCGGCUGAACACCAGCUGCUGGUGCGUCUCUCCUCCACGUUUCUGCCCAGUCGACCUGUUUUGUAUCUUCAACUCGCGCAGCGUCUUGGCUGAAGCUUCGACAAGGCGCAAGGCUGAUGGUGUGCCGCUCCCUGGUCCGUCUAUGGUGAUGCUCGCCGAGGUCAGGCAUGUCAUGCGGCCCUCCCAAUGCGCCAGCUGCGUCCCUGUCAUGGCCAGUGACCUCGAGAGGUUGAGAGCCGAGAAGGCCGCUGGCUGCUGCAGCAUCGAGGCGACAGGGCAGCAAAGGAUGGCCAGUUGGAUGGUCUCCUCGGUGGGCAGGAAGGCGAAUAUCGCUGCAAGCAAGUCAAGCGGGCAGGCAAGGAAACUCCCGUCGCCACCAUUGCCGUGGUGCCGAGUCGCCGUCAAGUCAACCGUUGAUGGAAGGGGCUUCGAAGGGGAGUCGUUGGUUUGGGCCGGUGCUGGGACGCUUCCUGGUUGCCCCUCGGUUCCAAGCAACAGGGGGGGCUCGGGCGGAGGCCUUCCCCCCGGGGGACUCCACAGGGUCGAAGGGAAGACCAAGCCCUCCAAUUCAAACGUCGACAGACUUGAACGCCCUGUCCUCUGCAGGAAAAGGGCAGACAUAGCAAGAAAAGGACAGCAGAUGGCGGAGAGCUCUCACUCGUCGUCUUUGCCAUUCUCUUGCUCGCCGCUUACAAUCAGCUCUCUCAGCCGUCGGUUCUCUUUGCGCAGCUCCUCAUUCUCGCGAAGGAGGAUACCUGCGGAAAGGCUCCCCAUCGCGGGAGCGAGCAAACCAACGCGCUUUUUCAG
This is a messenger RNA of Vitrella brassicaformis, 1750 nucleotides long. The record is from the annotation of a GenBank genome assembly. NCBI's taxonomy places the organism in Eukaryota, Vitrellaceae.